Molecule: messenger RNA, 4728 nt
Organism: Halichondria panicea
Lineage: Eukaryota; Metazoa; Porifera; Demospongiae; Suberitida; Halichondriidae
Product: probable outer membrane protein pmp20
Exons: 1
Coding region: 464-3607 (1047 amino acids)
Source: RefSeq, a predicted model, not a curated record
ACAGAAACUGCAAAAUCAGUAUGCUGUCUAGAAAUAUUCUCAGUUGGUUAGUACUGCUAUUUACUCUAGCUGCUGGAGUGAGCACUAUCACAUUGUGCCAGUGGAUUCAACCGACUUUUGCAGUAAUAACUAUGGAAAUGGAACUUGUUUUACUUUGGAGCAGCUUGUUCAAACAGACUUGUUAUCUGGAGGAGAUAUUCUCACCUUGAGCUUUUUACCUGGAGAUCAUGUGUUAACUGAGCAGUUAUUGAUUCGUAAUUUUUCACAUGUACAUAUCACCAGUCAGAACAAAAGUACAGCUGUUGUGAGAUUCUAUAGCAAUGGCGAAAUACGUUUCAUUAGUAUUACCAAAACGAUUAUUAAAAACUUGAGUUUCGUUGGAGCAAAUUAUGGACCACUAAACUCACAUCAAGGCUUGAUCAUUGACGAUGUGCACGAUGUCUAUAUCAACAACUGCUACUUUAUGAACUUUGAAUUACUCAAUCAGGCGGAAACCCACAUAGUUAAAAUUGCUAAUACUCAUACCACAAAAAUUGAAUGCAUCGUAUUUGUGAACAACACUGGUCAGGCACUGCAUGUUGAGGCUGAUAAUGUGCACAUAAAAAAUAGUAUGUUCACUAGAAAUGAUGGAGGUGUGGUUGACAUUCAAUCAAAAAACGCACUGAUCAACAACACAGAGUUCAACUACAAGAGUACUGAGAGUGGAAGAGCAGUAGAAAUGGUAUCUGGUACUGUAGUUAUCACUUGGUGUAACUUUAUAAAUAACAAAGCUUUUCAGUUUGGUGGAGCGAUUGGUAUUGGCAGUGUGUCCAUCUCCGACAGUGUGCUGAAAAACAAUGGUGCUUACGAGUUAGGUGGAACGAUUAGUGUUUCCUCAAGUAGUGUAUCCAUCUCCAGCAGUACACUGACAAACAACAUAGCUGACCAUGGUGGUGGAGCGAUUUAUGUUUCCUCAGGCAGUGUAUCCAUCUCUGACAGUACACUGAUAAACAACAGAGCUGACUAUGGUGGAGCGAUUUAUGCUUCUUCCUCAAGCAGUGUGUCCAUAUCUAACAGUGUGCUAGCAAACAACGGUGCUAACAGUAGUGGUGGAGCGAUUUACAUUUCUUCAAGCAGUGUGGUGUCCAUCACCAACAGUGUGCUGACAAACAACAGAGCUGUCUUUGGUGGAACAAUUUAUGUUUUCUCAAGUAGUGUAUCCAUCUCCUGCAGUACACUGACAAACAACAUAGCUGACCAUAGUGGUGGAGUUAUUCAUGUUUACAGAGGUAGUGUUUCCAUCUCUGGCAGUACGCUAACAAACAACAGAGCUGACUAUGGUGGAGCGAUUUAUAUUUCCUCAAGCAGCGUGUCCAUCUUCAACAGUAUGCUAGCAAACAACGGUGCUAACAGCAGUAGUGGAGCGAUUUACGUUUCCUCAAACAGUGUGGUGUCCAUCACCAACAGUGUGCUGACAAACAAUAGUGCUGACAUUGGUGGAACAAUUUAUAUUUCCUCAAGCAGUGCGUCAAUCUCCAACAGUACACUGACAAACAACAGAGCUGACUCUGGUGGAGCGAUUGGUGUUUACUUAAGUAAUGUGUCCUUCUCUGACAGCAUGUUGACAAAUAACAGUGCUGACCAUGGUGGAGCGAUUGAUAUUUUCAAUAGUCGAGUCAAGUUUAACGGACCUACAAGACUCAGUAACAAUCGUGGUGGUGUGUUGGGUGGAGCCAUUAAAGCAGUCCAGAGUGAAAUGUACAUUAACACAGAAAGAACAAUCAUAACCAACAACACAGCUACCUCUGGAGGAGGGAUAUUUCUAGGAGAGAGUACACUCUUUAUAACCAAGCCAAUAGAGAUCUAUCACAACACAGCACACCAGGAUGGUGGAGGAAUUUAUGCAUAUUCCAGUAAAGUUGAAUUCCGAUCAAAUAAACAAAGUGAGAUUGUUGACAAUAUUGCAGAGAAUAAUGGUGGAGGUAUUUAUGCAGCAGCUACAACCAUUAAACUAACGCAAUCAUACGUCAACAUUGACUCAAACACAGCUAAAGCUAAAGGAGGUGGAGUGUACCUACAGCAAAGUUCAAAACUAUACCUGUUUAAAGAAGUCUUCGAAUAUCUGGCUAAUAGUUCUAACUAUCAAUUAUUGUAUGUCAAGUUAAUGAUUAACAACAACUCGGCACAGCAUGGAGGGGGGAUAUUCGUAGCGGAUGACACUGAGAGUGGUACCUGCAGAGGAGAGGGCACAGAAUCCAGACAAACCAUUUUUGUUGAUUGUUUUAUUCAAACUAUUAACCUGUAUGGGAUAGGCAAUAAUCCAAACUAUUUCAACACAUUCAUGACUAACAACACAGCUACCCAGUCAGGAGCAGACAUCUACGGAGGUCUAUUGGACAGGUGUACAGUAAGUAAAUUUGCUGAAUAUCACAUUUCUUCAAAUGGACCUGGAUUGAAUUACAUAAAUAAUAUCGUAAAAUCCCCCAGCGAGUUAUCAAUUUCUUUGAGACCUGUUAAAGUAAUCUUUUGUAAUAAUGGCAGUAUUUCUACUAGAAAGGGACACUUGUUUAAAAUCAGCAUUAUGGCUGUUGACCAAGUUGGAAAUCCAAUGAAUGCCACAAUUCGCAGUUCUGUUGUCAGUGAGAAUGGAUUUGAUCGUCUCAACGAAGGACAGGAAAAACAAACAGUUGGCAAUCAGUGCACAGAAUUAGAGUACAAUGUAUUCUCACAAGACAACUCUGCUCAAGUGGAACUGUAUGCUGAAGGUCCAUGCAUUAAUUUGGGAAUUUCAAGACAACUUAUCAAUAUUUCUUUUCUGCCCUGCACAUGCCCAAUUGGACUCAAACCAACUCGAUCCGAUACUGAAUGCAAGUGUGACUGUGAUCCAUUCUUGCAACAAGGAUAUCCGAUAACAAACUGUUCUGAGAAAAAUGGUACCAUAACGCUUGAAAGUAAUACCAACAUAUGGAUAGAAUUCAUAAAUACCACCAAUGGAACGUAUGUUAUUAGUAACUGUACAUUUGACUAUUGCGUAGAAAAACCAGUCAACAUCAGUCUAAGCAACCCUGACGAACAGUGUGCCUACAAUCGAAGUGGGGUAUUGUGUGGAGAAUGUAAACCAGGACUAAGUCUUGUGUUGGCCACGUCAAACUGUAUAGAAUGCUCUGAUCUUUACCUUCUUCUACUAAUUCCAUUUGCGCUGGCUGGCAUAUUGCUAGUUGCUUUAAUUCUCGUGCUCAACAUCACUAUAGCAACUGGAAAUAUUCAUGGCCUCAUUUUCUACGCCAACAUAGUAGCUGCUAAUACAGCAAUUUUCUUUCCUAAUUUAAACAACUUUUUAACAGUUUUUGUAUCAUGGGUGAAUCUUGACAUGGGAAUCGAAACAUGCUUUUACAAUGGAAUGAACUCUCAAGCAAAAGUACUCCUUCAACUUGUCUUCCCAGCUUACGUGUUUCUUCUAAUGUUUCUUGUAAUCAUUUUGAGCAAGUACUUUAACUCAUUUGCAAAGCUCCUCUCCAACAGGAAUCCUGUUGCUGCCCUAGGCACACUUGUCCUAGCUACUCUCUUAUUCCAAAUUCUUGCGUUUUAUCAUUGCUGCACUACAACACAGGGUCUUAGAUUAUCCUGAUGAUACAAACGAAAUAGUUUGGCUGUACAAUAGCAAUGUGAAAUACUUCACUAUCAAUCACAUCCCUCGGUUUGUUGCAGCCGCCAUAAUUCUCAUUGCCGGUGGAUUGUUCACUGUAUUGCUCGUUUUUGGACAAUGGUUUCCUCGCUGUUCAAAGGUUUUUAAAUGGACUGAGAACACAAAAUACAUUGGCUUCAUGGAUGCAUACCAUGCUCCAUUCACUCCCAAGCAUCGCUAUUGGGUGGGACUGCUCCUCUUUGCUCUGAUUACUCAUAAUCUAGUAGUUGCCAUGGCUCCAGACACGUCUCUCCCUAUUCUAUCAUCUGGGGUUCUAUCAGUUGGACUGAUUGGAUGGAAACUACUGAAUAAUCGUUCUUAUAAAAAUAAGUUCUGUGGUUCCCUUGAAACUCUCUAUCUACUCAAUGUUGCUAUUUUUGCAUUUGGCACCUUCUAUGUCAAAAAUACAAAGAAAAAUCAGUCAGCACUAGCCAAUACUUCGAUAGCUAUAUCAUUCAUUCUGUUUGUGACAACCCUUUGCUACCAUUUCUACCAAUUCGUGCUCAAGAAGCUCAAUACAUGGCUGAAGAUAGAGGACACCAUAAGGAACUUAAGAGCUGGAGUUGCAGACAUGAGACUCCAACAAGCUAACAAUAGCCGGGAAAAUUAUCAGCAAAUAAACGAUGACGAUUGAUUUCUUGAAGUAGUCGACAACUAUGAGCAAAGACACGUACCCGUGGACCAACCUUACACUGAUAGAGCCAUGGAAGAAGCUGACCCUGAUCGUUACAUCACUCCUCCCAUCAUCAGAUCAGCCACGAGGUCUGACCAGCUGAGACUAUCCUACUUGGAUGAACUAGCCCCCCUCACCACAGAGGACUACACCCCGGCCCCUCCCUCUACGAGCGUCAACCGUGAUCCCAUUGUUACACACACAGAAAUUGCCCCCAUAAACAAUGAUGAAGUAUGAACUGUCUUAUUUAGCUAACUUAAAGUUACCCCUAAACUUUCGUAGGCAAUGUAUUCUAUAGUUAUAUAACUGCUGUUAGCAAUUUUGAUUGUUUUGUGUUAAUAAAUAUAUUAGAGAUAGACAUUUUUUUGCUAUAAUUAAUUAUAAUUUCGUG